This is a messenger RNA of Chrysemys picta bellii (western painted turtle), 6687 nucleotides long. The record is from RefSeq and is a predicted model, not a curated record. NCBI's taxonomy places the organism in Eukaryota, Metazoa, Chordata, Testudines, Emydidae.
UUCCACUGUUCAAAUGAACAUUCUUCAUCCUCUCUCUCGGGCCCAGUCAUCCCCCUCUCCCCUGUAUGGGUGGAGCCCUGUCCCGUGGAACUGGGACCCCGGGCUGCCGGGGCCCAUGUUACUCGCUGGCCCAGGGCAAGCUCCUUUCCAGGCAGGAGCUAAACCAGCUUCCUUCGUAGAGCUUGGUAGCGAGACUGGUUAUUCAGGAUUUUCAGUUCAGAGCGUUGAAGAAGGUCCGAAUAUUUGAUGCUCCUGAGGAACUCCCUAAAGAGCGUUCCAGUCUCCUUGCCAUCUCGAACAAAUAUGGGCUAGUCUUUGCUGGUGGAGCAACUGGCCUGCAGAUCUUUCUCACUAAAGAUCUUCUCAUGCAGAAUCAAGCAGGAGAAGAUCGCAAUAAAAUUGUUGAAAAUGUUCCAAGUAUAUUGGUUCCUAUGAAGUUUCCUGUGCAUCACCUGGCUCUGAGCUGUGAUAACCUCACACUGUCUGUCUGCAUGACAUCCAGUGAGUUUGGUUCCUUCAUUGGCUUUUUUGAUGUCCGCACGUUCUCAAAUCAGGCUAAACAGCAGAAACGUCCAUUUGCUUAUCAUAAACUGGCCAAAGACUCAGGCAGCAUGGCAAUGGUCUGUGAUCUGAAGUGGAACCCUGCCAGCCCCUCCAUGGUCGCUGUCUGUCUGUCCGAUGGUAGCAUCUCUGUCCUGCAGGUCACAGAGUCUGUGAAAGUGUAUGCCACUCUUCCCUCCUCGGUGGCUGUUACGUCAGUGUGCUGGAGCCCCAAGGGAAAGCAACUGGCUGUAGGGAAACAAAAUGGCACUGUGGUCCAGUAUCUGCCUACCCUGCAGGAGAAAAAAGUAAUUCCCUGUCCUCCGUUUUAUGACUCAGAUAAUCCUGUUAAAGUCCUGGAUGUGCUUUGGGUUGGCACCUAUGUCUUCACUAUAGUUUACGCAGCUGCUGAUGGGACCUUGGAAACAUCCCCAGAGGUGGUGAUAGCUGUAUUGCCUAAAAAGGAAGAGAAACGACCAGAGAAGUUUGUGAAUUUCAUGGAGCCUUGCUAUGGUAGCUGCACCGAGAGACAGCAUCAUUACUUUCUCAACUAUGUUGAGGAGUGGGAUCUAGUCCUGGCAGCUUCAGCAGCUUCCACAGAAGUCAGCAUUCUCUCUAGACAAGCGGACCAGAACAACUGGGAAUCAUGGGUUCUGGAAGAUUCCAGCAGAGCAGAACUUCCUGUGACAGAUAAGAAUGAUGACACCUUACCAGUAGGUGUUGCCAUAGAUUACACCAGUAACAUGCCAAUACCUAUCAGUGAUGAGAAGACCCUCCCUCCAGCUCCAGUUCUAAUAUUGCUCUCUACGGAUGGAGUGCUAUGCCCAUUUUAUAUGAUCAAUCAAAACCCAGGUGUCCGAUCGCUCAUAGUGACCCCAGAGCAACUGUCAAUAGAAGGGGAGAGAGCACCAAAAUCAGCAGGAAGUGCUGCCACAACCCCGACCACACCUCCUGCUCCUUCAAAGUUUGAAACUUCACCAGUUGUCACUCCUGCCUCAGCUCCACCUCUUGCUCCUGCAUCUUCAGCCUCUAGUCUGCUUUCUGCUGGUGGUGGAGCAGCCACUUUUUCCUUUACAUCUUCAGCUGUAAAGACGUCUGGCUCUAUGUCUGGAGACCCCCCACCAUAUCCCUUUGCAUCAGAUGUCUCCAAGCAAGCUCUGGGUUCCAGUCUAACUGGAGCAGCUGCAUUCUCUUUCUCUUCUGUUUCUUCCAAAGCUUCAAUGGCUCCUUCCCCCGCUGCAGGCCCCAUGGCAGCUACUGCCAACUCCUUUUCUUUUGGAUCUACAAAUUUUAAACCAACUACAGACAGCGCAUCUGUGCCACCACUGUCUACCACACCCGCCGGACUGAAACCAUGUUUCACCCCUACAGCAUCUACUGUCAAAGUAAACCUAAGUGAGAAGUUCACUGCCAUAGACACGUCUGCUUCUGCUGGCAGCAGCAGUCACAACAGCUCCACGAUGUUUUCAUUCUCCACUACCUCCAAACCUAUUCCUGGAGGGCCCCUAAGCCAGUCCACACCCCUCUCUGCCUCACCUGCCACCCCAAUGAAGGCAUCCACCCCUGUGUCUGCAACAAUGGCGCGGCCUGCUCAGAAUGUGCCUGCAGCAUCUAAUCUACUGAAGACAGCCAGAAUCACCCCGCCUGCAACAAAAUCAGUCUCCAUUCAGGGAAAGUCAGCAUUGUCCAGCACUGGGUUAGAGAAACAGGUCCAUCAGUGGAAGGAUUCGGACCCUGUCAUAGCAGGAAUCAAAGAGGAGAUUGCACAUUUCCAAAAGGAGAUGGAAGAGCUGAAAGCCAGAACUUCUAAUGCCUGUUUCCAAGUUGGCUCUGCCGAGGAGAUGAAGAAGCUGCGGACAGAGUCUCAUGACCUUCAGACCUUUCUCUUGGAGAUUAAAGAGACAACAGAGUCCCUUCAUGGAGAUAUCAGCAUUCUGAAGACAACCCUGCUGGAGGGCUUUGCUGGGGUGGAAGAUGCUAGAGAACAAAACGAGAGAAAUCAUAACUUGGGAUAUUUACAUCUGCUGUAUAAGAAACCAUUGGACCCCAAAAGUGAAGCACAGCUUCAGGAAAUUAGACGCUUACACCAGUAUGUGAAGUUUGCUGUUCAAGACGUGAAUGAUGUUCUGGAUUUGGAGUGGGACCGGCAUCUGGAACAGAAAAAAACCCAAAAGCGCCUGAUUGUUCCUGAGCGAGAGACUUUGUUUAACACACUUGCUAAUAAUCGUGAAAUAAUUAAUCAGCAGAGGAAGAGGCUGAAUCACUUGGUGGACAGCCUGCAGCAGCUCCGCUUAUAUAAUCAGACUUCUCAAUGGAGUAUGCCUAGUGACACGUCUUCUCUUAGCAGUUCUCAAAGCUUUGACAGUGACCUUGAGAGCCUGCGCAGUGCCUUGGUGAAAACUACCUUGGAAUCGUAUGCCAAGCCCCUGCCGAAAGCACCUGCUAAAUUGUCCCCAGUUAAACAGGCACAGCUGAGGAAUUUCCUAGCCAAGAGGAAGACUCCACCUGUGAGAUCCACUGCUCCAGCCAGUCUCUCCCGAUCAGCCUUCUUGUCUCUGAGGUAUUAUGAAGAUUUGGAUGAAGUCAGUUCAACAUCCUCCAUUUCCCAGUCGCUGGAGAAUGACGAUUCACAGGUCGUAGAGCAGGAAGAGGAAGCUGCUCCAGUCCAAGUCCCCCGACAUGCUCCUGUAGUCCGUACUCCCUCUAUUCAGCCUGGUCUAAUGGCACAGUCUCCACCAUUUGGUAAACCUCAUCUCACAAUGGGCACUUUAAUGCCUACGUCUUCAAGCAGAAUCGUUCCACACGGGGCAGAUAGCACAAUGCUUGCAACAAAGACUGUGAAACAUGGGGCCCCUGCUCCCACUGUCACCGUCCCAGCACCACAAGCAGCUGCUGCAGCAGCAUUGAGAAGACAGAUGGCUAGCCAGACUCCAGCAGUCAGCACCUCCUUGACUGAAUCAACUCUAAAGAACGUCCCUCAGGUGGUGAACGUGCGAGAACUGAAGAACAAUGCCUCAGCCCCUGCUGUUUCUGCGGUAAUAGGAUCUUCCGUACCUCAGUCUGCAGCCCAAGCAGUCCACCAAGUUUUGGCUACAGUUGCUACAAAUCAAGCCAAGCAGGGGUCUCUAACCAGCUCACUUAAGGCACAGUCUUCACCUGUAUCUGCAUCCAUACCAUGUACCAUCACUACUACAGCUGGUCAAAUAUCAGCUGGCAACAAAAUCUCAGGGCAAGGGACAGCAAAAGCAGUUGCAGCUGUGACCUCUCCUACAGUGACUUCAACUCCAGUGGCUUCUGCACAGUUUAACCAGACAUUUUCAUUCUCUUCAUUGGGGACUGGGUUUAAUUUUGGUGCAGCCACGUCCACUGCAUCAACACCACCCAGCCUUUCUGCCUCACAAGCAGUGACAGCCCCUGCUAAAGAGUCAAGUCAGCCUGACGCAUUUUCACUUGGUGGGGGUACUAAAUUUGGAACAGUUCCUGAGAGCUCAUUUACCUUUGGGUCCGUCAAGCCAGCCAACGUUUCAGGAGUCUCCAUGACGAGUGGCUCUUCUGUAGAUGCCACCCAGACGAACAGCAAACCUGCCCUGACUGCCACUCCUGUUCCCUCCACAACCUCUGGCAAACUGGAAGUCCUUCCAUCAAAGCCAGGAGAUAAUUUAUUUCAGAGUAAUAUGGCUGGGGAAACUCUUGGGAGCUUCUCAGGAUUAAGGGUUGGUCAAGCAGAUGAUAACACCAAAGUCAAUGUUAAAGCUCCAUCUACCAACAUUGCUGGUGGACAGCCAACUAAAACAUCCACAAUACCUUCUGGAUUUACCUUUAACAGCCCUCUGCAGUUAGGGAAACCCGUGGAAGCCACUUCAACAUUAGUCAUGGCCACCAGUACAGCAUCCACAUCAGUCAGCACAAAUACCACAGGCAGCAUAUUUGGCAAUGUCCAGUUAACCAGCACAGGGUCUUCUGGGGUAUUUAGUCUUGGAGGAUCUUCAGGUGGCGGCAAGCCUGCUUUUUCAUUUGGCCUUCCACAAGCAAACAGUAUCACAACAUCCACCUCUGUACCUGCAACUCUCCCCACUUCAGCAUCCCUGUCAUUUGGAAGUCUUUUGAGUUCAGCGCCAACUGCUGUAUCCCCAGCAGCUUCUAGUAAUGGUGCAGGGGAUGUCAAGCUACCACCUUUAUCUGAAAAGCCACCUGAAGAUGAAGUACUAACAACUGCGUCUGCCCCUCUAACUUCUCAGCCACAAAUACCCCAACCACAAUUACAGCUGUCCGAUUCUGUUAAAGACGAACCUGCUUUAUCUCCGUCUAUAGCAGGAGAUGCAGAUGUUACAGGUCCUAGCACCUCCUUGACUCCUUCCACAGAUACAAUCUCUACAGCUACCUGUGCUACUGAGUCUAAGGCAGAGACAGUUCCUCCAGUCUCUGCCUCUGCCCCACUGGACCAGAACAUUUCAGUGACCACAGCUGCAGCAGAUGUUGUCAUCGCCCCUUCUGCAGAAAUUACAAGCCCGUUGGCUACCACCACAGAUAUUGAUACAUCAGUUCAAAGCCCAGCUGUAGGUACUUCUGUAUUUGGGACUGUUUCUUCAAGUUCCUCAGUGUUCUCUCAGCCUCCAAAUUCCAGUUCUUCUUCGGCCUUUAGUCAGCCUGCUGGUGACACCACCACCACCACCCCUUCCACUCCUGUUUUUGGACAGCUAACAGCCGCUACCACAGCAUCUUCUCCAUUUGGUCAACACACCGGCAGCACUGUCUCCACCACUGCGGCUACUACUCAGGUAGCUGGCUCAGGGUUUGGCACGUCUGCUUUUGGCACAGCAGCUGCGGGUGGCUUUGGUCAACCAGCAUUUGGGCAAGCACCAGCCUUUGGACAGCCAGCAAGCAGUUCUUCAAGUGGUUUUACCUUCACUCAAACUGGGUUUGGGACAAUGCCUGUUUUUGGCCAGCCGUCUUCCUCCACUGCAACUUCAAGCGGUGGGAAUGUCUUUGGAGCACCAUCUAGCACCAACAGUCAGAGUUCUUUUUCUUUCGGCCAGCCAUCUGCCAGCACUGGUGGUGGACUAUUCGGGCAAAGCAGUGCUCCGGUUUUUGGGCAGAGUGCUGGCUUUGGACAGGGUGGAUCAGUAUUUGGGAACAACGCUACUGCCACCACCACUACAUCAUCAUCUGGAUUCAGCUUCUGUCAAGCUUCAGGUUUUGGUUCCAGCAACACAGGUUCCGUGUUUGGACAGGCAGCCAACACUGGGGGCGCUGUCUUUGGCCAGCCAUCAUCCAGUUCCAGUGGGAGUUUGUUUGGGUCUGGAAGUGGUGGAAGAAGUGGAGGUUUCUUCAGUGGCCUCGGAGGAAAGCCAAGCCAGGAGGCCGCCAAUAAAAACCCCUUCAGUUCUGCCACUGGAGCGUUUGGAUCUGCAGCUUCCCAGAAUACCUCUAGCUUAUUUGGAAACAAUGGGGCCAAGACCUUUCGAUUUGGCAACUCAUCUUAUGGAGAGCAGAAACCUACAGGCACUUUCAGUUCUGGAGGCGGGACCGUGGCCGCUCAAGGCUUUGGGUUCUCUAGUCCAACCAAAGCAGGUGGCUUCGGUGCUGCUCCAGUGUUUGGCAGCCCUCCCACUUUUGGGGGGUCCCCUGGGUUUGGAGGGGUGCCAGCAUUCGGUUCAGCCCCAGCCUUUACAAGCCCUCUGGGCUCGACGGGAGGCAAAGUGUUCGGCGAGGGUACAGCUGCAGCCAACACCGGAGGAUUUGGUUUUGGUGGCACCAGUAACAAUACUGCAUCAUUUGGCACCCUGGCAAAUCAAAAUGCUCCUACAUUCGGGUCGCUGUCCCAGCAGACUACUGGUUUUGGCACACAAAGCAGUGGAUUUUCUGGCUUUGGGUCAAGUGGAGGAGGCUUUGGCUUUGGAUCAUCUAACUCAUCCACCUCUGGGUUUAGUGGUUGGAGAAGCUGAGAGGGGAUGUUCAUGAGCCCCUUCCACCCACGCUGUCGUCAGCCAAGUUAGAGCUGCUCCGUUUGUGAAUCCUCUUCACGCUCAAGCAUCAGAUCAUCUUUCCUUUGAAAUAUCAAUUCUACUUCCUUUUUUAAAAACCCUUAAUGCUGAUUUUUAUGCAAUACUUGUUCUUGCUCUUUAAUAAACUGUUUUAUCUGCUUCA